Molecule: messenger RNA, 7520 nt
Organism: Colletes gigas
Lineage: Eukaryota; Metazoa; Arthropoda; Insecta; Hymenoptera; Colletidae
Gene: Picot
Product: putative inorganic phosphate cotransporter
Exons: 8
Coding region: 2766-4322 (518 amino acids)
Biological process (GO): transmembrane transport; monoatomic anion transport
Molecular function (GO): transmembrane transporter activity
Source: RefSeq, a predicted model, not a curated record
CUUCUAUUUUAACAUUUCUUGGCAACUACUUUCAUAUUUUCUCGAUCUUUGUUUUAUUUCUGGUCAUAAAUUCUGAAUAGGUUUGAUGUAAAAGCUUCGUGGGCAGGUUACCAAAAAAUAUGUGUUAUACGGUAACUAGUAUUAACAGUAUGUCAUACAGCAACUAGAAAUUUUUAAUUCGUAUCCUGUUUUCUUGCACAUUCAUAGUAUAUCUAUAUAAAUCAUAGUAACUUUUCCCUUACCAAAAAUAUCAUCAAAUAUUCUCGGAAAUUGAUGUUUUUAUCGAUAUAUAUUUUAAUACAAUACAUAUUUAAUACGAGUACCUUUACUAAUAAAUGUCUUUCCCCGAUCAUUAAAGUCUUCUCUCCUAAAAUUCUUUGACAGAUUGCUAUAUUUUCUUCUUUAUAUCGGUUGUUGCUGGAUUUCUUAAGUUUCUUUUAUAAAAAUUGGUUUUAUUCCCCUAAAAUCAUUAAAUUGAUUAUUGGUAAAUAGUUUGUGUUAAAAUUAAAAUUUAAUUCUUUUAAGGAAAUAAUAAAUAAUGUAUUCUUACAUUUAUCUUAAAAAAAAAAGUCUUCUUUGGAUGAUGCAGUGCGAACACCCUUACGACACACUGUACGGUUCAUCAAACAUCGUUUAAUUCUCGGUUUGGUAAUCUAUUUCAAAAAUUAAAUGUGUGUCAAUACUGACAGAGCAUUUUUCAUAUUUCGUAACGACUCUUGCUACCUGUCAUGAAUAGGUGGCAGACAUCGAAUUCAUUCUUGAAACGAAAUGAUAAGAAGACUUAUUUAAGAUUUAAACGAUCUGUAGCUAUUGAUAUAACUCGCGAAAACCAUAAUCUUUAUUUAAUUUUGUCGAUUGCGGUGUACUUUUUAAAAUUUAUUUUAAUUCGAGAAUCUAAGUUCCUGCGUCGGGUUCAACUAACUAUUUUAAGUAUUUCGAAGUGGCGAUAGUUAUAAAUAAUUUAAGAAAAAUUCAUAAUUUCGUAAGGUUCGUUUUCACUGAACAUAAAGUUAUGGUUUUUAAUAUCGUAAUCAUAUGUCACGAUUUUACAAUUACAUCACACUUAAUGAAUAGAUAGUUUUGUGUUUUGACAUGUGUCAAUAAGCAACAUGGCGCUCAUUGAUAUGAUGUUGAUGCCUUUUAACAUUUCAAAAGAAAUUAUUUAUGUGGAAAAUUAUAAAAUAAAUAAAAAAUGGGAAAUAAGUGUCAACGUAUCAUAACGGGACAUGUGAGUGGAAUGUCAUGACAGCGCGACAUUCAAGUUUUCACGGUGACAAGUGUGGCAUUCCGUAACAGCAUUAAACGUCGUGUUUUCUGUCGCGUGAAAAUCACGUAUCUUAAUUAUAGAAAGACUGGAAAAUGAAAAGUUAGCAAUCAGUAAGAAUAUCUUAAAAAUAUUCCAUAUUUCCAUGUCAGAAAUAGCAAAUAAAAAUAGUUGGGUCGUUUAUUAAAUGCAAUUUUAAAUGAGUAUGAGUUAUAAAAAUUAAUAUUAAAAUAAUUCCGAAAGGUCGAUCCCUCUCAAUAAAAACGUAAUAAACAGGAACAAAAUUUGGUCGAUGGGUUCGAAGAUAAAACAGAACCUAUCUACCGCUAAUACCCCGUCAUAAACUUCCAAAAUUUGUUAGCUCGAAUUGUCAUCCAAGAUAAGACUAUGUAAAAUUUCAUCAGUCCUACCACGAUCUCUUCUCGAUAUACCUUGAAAAAAAAAGUGUGCAAACACUUGAACUCGUAUGUACAUCGUUUGUCUGGAAAUUUUGCUUACAUAAAUUCUUAAUAAAAAAUGUAAUUAACCCUUAACUUAAAAUCAAAUGUCUCGAAACCCCAUGGGAAAGAUAUUACGCGUUAAGAAAGCAAUAUGAGUAUGUCAAUGACUAUAGUUAAGAGUACGCAUCGCUUUGAACCGUUCCGUUCGCAAAGGAUACGACAUUCCUUCGUCGACGCGUCUCGAACUAUUCGAAUUUCCAGCGCGAAGAGCAAUCAACGUUCGCGCGCAUUCGUUCGAUUGGGGGGAUCGAAACGAGACGAUAGAUGGCGCGAGCGCGUCCAAUCGGCGGUACGGAUCGAUGAGUGGCGCGCUACGAUUGGCCGACGGGCCUCGGUUCGUUUCGUACGAGCGGGCACCGCGCCCCGCGGCCCUCCCCGUCCUGUUGAAACGCCGGCCGAACUAACACGAGGGAGAAAGAGAGAAAGAGGCAGGUGCGUGCUCGCUCCCGACCACGGGAUCAUUGUUAAUCAUCGUUAUCGGUGUGCACGAAAACCGUCAACCGAUUUGCUGCUACGAGGUCGAUUACAAGCGCACAGUGAGAGCAGUCGUCGCGUCCAAGCACGUUCACGCGUCCGUCGAGAGUGUCGUCGUCGCGUGUCGCGUCGUUGACUUUCCAGCGUGAUCACAGUCUUUUGCCUUCGGCACUCGGGCGUCGUUGUUACUUCGUUUGCCAGUGAGAAUUCCGGUGAAUAAUCAAGUCUAGUCGGCACACGCACCAAGGCACGAGCGGUCGUCGUCGUUGUCGGCGAACAACGUGUCAGGAACGAGGAGUCGCCCUCGUUGAACGGUUCGGGUUUUUCGUUGCUCGCGAUCCACGAUCAGGUCCACGUAUCCACGGUCACAGUCACAGUCACGUCCGAGCUCGUGUUCCGAAUAGAAGAGCAAACGAGGAAAAGCUAGUUGAUCCGUCGCGCGUUUCUACUCCUUUACGUGUUGUCGUCGCGCGUCGCACGCGGGAUGAGCGGCAACGGCAGAGCGAACGGCGAGAACAGAGGACGGAAUGGCCACGUGCUUGUCUGGGAGCAACCCGGCCUGGAGGAAGAGGACGGAUCUGCGCGAAAACGGAGAAGUAUGCCAAUCACGAGAACCCAUCUCGCGUCUCGCGCUGGUGGGGUCGCGUCACGUAGUGACCUUCAUGCUGUUCCUCGGAAUGGCAAACGCCUACGUGAUGAGAACCAAUAUGUCCGUGGCGAUCGUGGCGAUGGUCAAUCACACGGCGAUCUCCUCUGACGAAUCCCACGAUGAUAUGGCACCGAACGAAUGCGGAUACAUUUCCAUCAACGCGACGAGCGGUAGCGACGGAGAGUUCCCGUGGAACAGUAAAAUGCAGGGCUAUCUGUUGAGUUCCUUUUUUUACGGCUAUGUGAUCACGCAGAUACCAUUCGGUAUACUCGCGAAACGUUACGGAUCGAAGUACUUCCUCGGUAUCGGAAUGCUGAUUAACUCUGUGUUUGGAUUGUUGGUACCACUAUCCGCGCACUCCGACUACUAUUGGCUCAUGGUCGUUCGGUUCAUUCAAGGUCUGGGCGAGGGUCCAAUUGUGCCUUGCACGCACGCGAUGCUGGCCAAGUGGAUACCGCCGAACGAACGCAGCAGGAUGGGAGCCUUCGUGUACGCCGGUGCUCAGUUCGGUACGGUAAUAUCGAUGCCGCUGAGCGGUAUUCUGUCUGAACACGGAUUUAGCGGUGGUUGGCCAUCGAUCUUUUACGUGUUCGGGGCAGUAGGUACCAUAUGGUGCAUCGCGUUUCUGCUGAUGGUCUACGAGGACCCAGAAUCGCACCCUCGUAUCGCCGAGGACGAGAAGAAGUACAUACUUAGCGCUCUGUGGGGCAACGCAGGAGCAUCCUCCCCACCCGUCCCAUGGCGGUCGAUCGUGACGUCGCUGCCAUUUUGGGCCAUACUGAUCGCGCACAUGGGUCAGAACUACGGAUACGAGACGCUGAUGACCGAGCUACCGACAUUCAUGAAACAAAUCCUGCACUUCGACAUUAAAUCGAAUGGCUCCAUCUCCUCGCUCCCUUACUUAGCCAUGUGGAUAUUCUCCAUGGUGAUCUCUCACAUUGCCGAUUGGAUGAUAUCCAGCGAAAAAUUCAACCACACGUACACACGGAAGAUUAUCAACAGCAUCGGUCAGUUUGGACCCGCGGUAGCGCUGGUAGCCGCCUCCUACACCGGAUGCAUCUCUUGGUUGACGGUCACCAUUCUAACGAUCGGCGUGGGCUUAAACGGUGGUAUUUACUCAGGAUUCAAGGUGAAUCACCUCGACAUAUCUCCAAGGUUCGCCGGAGUGUUGAUGUCGUUCACCAAUUGUCUGGCCAAUCUUGCUGGUCUCCUGGCGCCAAUCACAGCUGGAUACAUAAUCGACGGACCGCCGACGCAUGCAAAAUGGAGGAUGGUGUUCAUGAUUUCGGCGGGCGUCUACAUCGGGUGCGCCGUUUUCUAUAUAAUAUUCGGUUCCGGGGAGAGACAGAGCUGGGAUAAUCCAGAUAAGGACGAGGAGAAGCACGAAAAGCAGAACUUGGACACCGUGAAAACCAUAACGGAGACGCAACAUUGACGAUGAGCUUGUUUGCGCGACGGACUCUUGUUUACUCUCUCUCUGUCUCUCUCUUCUUGCCACUCUGGCGAACGCACGGUUACUCGAGACAAGCCUGGCUACCUUUGCCCCCGUCUACGUUCAUUCCUGCCACGCUCUUUCGAUCGUGCGAAACUGAUUAGUCGCGAGAAAGCGCUGAGAGUUGCCGUGAGAUUAACGUCGCUGGCAUUCAGGUUCGUGCAAGUUUGUGAUCAUUGCGGUUCGCGGUUCCGUAUUCCCUGCCACACCCCUACCCGACUUUAUUUAUUCUUUCAUACCGCGACUCCGCGUGCCAAUCGCCGUUAGGAUUUAAGAACGCGCGUCGAAAUGUAAAGGCAAGCACGCGCUAUCGUGUGUCAGAGUCGGGCAAAUUUUAUUCAGGAAUAACGUAGAAAAGUGUUCGAUUCGCUCGUAAAACAGCUAUUGUCCGUGCUUUUGCUAGCUUAAGUGUCGAUUUCCUUUGAGGGCAGCCAUUUUGGAGUAAAAAAACGUUAACAAGACAGAGAAUUAACGUAUGCCUAAAAAUUACUUUGUUUGCUAGACAAAUUUUAUUCUAAAUUUAAUGAUCUGUUACGUACGUAUCAAGGAGAUCAAUGUUUGUUAAUUCGUAGAGGGCGGUUUAAAGAAUUAUCAGAUUCCUAACCUUACAUUUUUACGAAUCUCUUUUGGCGAUCCAAUUCGUGGACCCUGUUUGUCCAAUAUUUCUCAAAAUAACGUUCUUAGGUGUGAGAUAAAUCAAUGUUGUAAAUCUUGAUUUAUUCGCAUACAAUACACUAAAUAAAACAGAAAUUUACGCUAUUCUUCGGGGUCCGCGGAUCCACAGGUUAAGAACCACGAAUCUAGUAUAUCCAGACACCGUUCGCAAAGGGUUAGAAGAUCCGUUAAUGGGUUUUAAUUUACAUACGAAUCGAAAAUUUGUAUUCGCCAUUCGUGAAUGAAAUAUGCCCAAUUUUGCUGUAUGCAUCCGAUCGAAAGAGUAAACGAAAGCAAGAAUGCAACGCGAUACGUGGACUGGGAAGCAGGAAACAGCCGUGUGCCUCUCUGGGGGGAGGGAUCACGGCCGAUGGAAUUGCUUCCUUCUACUCUGCGUCGUUCCGAUCAGCUUUCCGAUACUUCUGUCGCGAGCAAUGUUUCCCACGACAUCUAGUAUCGUUUUUUUUUUGGACGCCAUUAUUUCGAAAUACGCGAACGUUUCGCGCAGCCAAGUAAGUCGAAUCAAAAACGUAGUGUUUCAGCACGAUCUGCGAAUAGAAUAAGGGAGCGAACGACAGUGCGCAUGUGUGUGGUUGUUUGUGGAUGCGUGUAUGUCCGAGAGAGCGAGAGAUGCGCGAAAAGAAAGACAGCACGCUCGAGCUGAGAACAGAUAGAGACGACGAAGGCGAGAGAGAAUUUUACAUUUUUAUAAAAUCCCAAUUUCGUUUAUUGAAGAUUGCGUGCCUUACGAUCGAGAAAUGCCAGAAUAAAGAUUUCAUCGAAGUUUCUUCGAGUCUUUCGAAUCCGCUUCGUCGCGUUUUUUUCACAUUGCGCGUCUUGGUAGCGAAAUAAAAUGCCUGGUGUCCAUCGGAGACUGUCGCUAUUGAAAUCUAUUUGAAAGCAAAGAGUUUCUUUUCCACGAACGCGAGCGAUCACUCCAUUUGCUCGUGUUAAAAAGGCUCUUAUUCUCGAUAUCGAACUGUAAAAUAAUACUCUCAAGUGAACGUCAGGCAUAAAAGUAGAUUCCCGCUAGACUCAUGACACGGACCAACAGCUCCUCUUACGGAAGUAACUCGGAAAUCUGGGGAAAAUUUUGUUCGGUUGCCGAAUAAGUUAAACGUUCGUUUGUUCUUUGUGAAAUGAUUCGUUCUGUAAUUCAAAUUUUGAUUUUUAUUCUACGAGUAACGAAGGAAAUAUUUUUUUUAUUCAUUGUUCGAAACUUCUGUAUGGAUAGACAAUUUUUACUGUCUCUGGACAUGUGAAAUAGAGUUACUUUCGCAGGUAGUAUUGUGCCAUAGUUGUGAUCAUGUCGGGGUUCUGGCGGAGACCUACCUUGACCGAUCGAUCGAUCGAAUCGACAUCUGUUCCCGUGCCCGUGCACGUACUUGCGUUGAGCGCCUCGUACUCGAUCGGUAUUCGUUCGCGCAAUAUAUUUUCAAUCGUAGAGAACGCGUCGUCGUGCGUUCGAGACGUACGAGUGUGGCAACAGUAUUAGAGCGAAUAUAUUCUCGCGUUCGACACCCCUUUCGUCGCGCGUUUUAUCGCAAACAACUGCCAUUUUGUAUUGUAUCAUUGACAUUAAUCGCAGAAAAGACGAAUGUUCUCGAUCGUCCAUGCCUCGGAGCCGGGAAUCUUUCAUCGCUUCCAAAGCGUUUGCGAACAACACGUUUUUGCAAUACAACAAUGGUUUAUACAUAUUGUAGAUAUAUCUCUACGCGUAAGUUUCUACCACGCUAUAGACGUUAGAAGAAAAAAAAAAAAAAGAAAAAAGUUAUUGCUCCUACUUAUUUAUACAACGUGUACAAAGCAGAAAAGAAAUAUAGGGGAAAAAAGAAAAAAAGCCAACUUCGAAUGUGCCGGAAAACGAUAAACAUUCGAACGAUAGGAUGUAUAUCUGCAUAGUGGAAUGCAUUUUCUCUUUUUUUAAUUAUUAUUGUUGUUGUCAUUAUUAUAAUUAUUAAUACUAUUAUUAUUAUUGUUCUUGUUAUUGUUAUUAUUAUAAUUAUGAUCAUCGUCAUCUUCAUCGUCAUUGUUGUCAUCAUCGUAGCCAUACGUCAUUAUUAUUACCGUCAAGUUGGAUUAUUAUUAUUAUUAUUAUUAUUAUCAUUGCACGACGAACCAUCCAUCGAAACGUCACCGAAAUAUGUUACUACGGAUACAGGAUGAUCCUUGUGUUUUGUUUCGUGUUUUCUUUCCGCAUACGUAGCUAGGCGUUCUUUCUUUUCGAUCGACAACAAAUUAUCCGCGCAUCCACGGGUUCGAACAAAUCUUUGCAAUAGUUCUGCUUGUAACGUUCAGUUCUUAUUCGACCGAACCUGUUCAUAGUACCUGCGUCCUCCUGUGAUCAUGUACCGAGAAUGUGCCUUCGAUAACUUAUUUCGAAGCACCAAUUGGUUCGUUGGUAAUUCAGGAAUAAUGUAGUCGUUAAACGGCGACUUGCGCUUUGAAAUUCGCGCGCACUCGCGUGUCCACACCAGCGUACAUGGC